AUGGAAUCAUCUUCUUAUGAUGAGAAUUAUUCAUUUUAUAGAUCACUGUUUUUUUCCUGUGCUGGUGCCUACAUUUUGUAUUAUUUAGGCUGGGUUGUUAAGAGGCCGCAAUUGCAUUGCAAUGAUAAAUUUAUGAAAUUUGUGGAACUGCACAUACCUGUUUUGACUGAGAAAUUUUACCCCACUAUCUGGUGCAUUGAAGCGAGGUGUCAGACGAUUAUUAGGAGUUUGUUCAAUAGGUGUACUAAUAUCAUUUAUAACAGAGAGUUACUAAGUUUGCCAGACGGUGGUGUGGUGGCUCUUGAUUGGUCGGUUCAUUUUCUCGAGCCGGCCAAUCACAACGAGGGGUUAUCAGAUCGACCGACUAUCAUCAUUCUACCUGGGUUAAUAGGUACUAGCAAAGAGAGCUAUGUUCUUCAUCUUGUCAAUGAAUGUUAUCAUAUGAAAUACAGAUGUGUGGUCUUCAAUAAUAGAGAGAAUGGUGGUGUUGAAUUAAAGACUCCGAAGACGUACUGUGCCACUUACACGAAUGACCUUCACGAGGUCGUCACCCACGUUUCCUGGAAAUUCCCCAAUUCCAGUGUCAUGGCGGUCGGCGUGUCCCUCGGAGGGUUAAUAGUGACCAACUAUACGGCUCGAAUGGGCCAUUUAUGCCCGCUAAAAGCGGCCAUUGUGGUUUCUGCCCCUUGGAAUAUUUUUGAUGCUGCCAAAUCCUUGGAGAUGCCCCUUAAUGCUUUCUUGUUUAAUAGAGUUCUCACUAAUCAUCUUAUUAGUACUGUCAUGAGGUACGAAAAAUUGUUUGCUGGCAAGAUUGACUUUGAUCAUCUCAGAAAGAGUCAUACGAUUAGUGAUUUUGACGAGAGGUUCACCUGCAAGGUCUUCGGUUACAACGAAAAAGUCGAAUAUUAUAAAGAGGCCUGUAUCGAUAACAAAAUAUCAGAUAUAAAAAUUCCGUUACUGGCUCUCAAUUCGAUUGACGAUCCGUUCGCUCCUGGCCAUUGCAUGAUGAAAGAGAUAUCGACGAAGACAUUGUUCAUCACGGGCAAGAAAUAUUUUCUUGUGAUGAUGGAGAAUAAAGUUGAGAAGUUUAUGAAAUUUUCAGAAGUCCUCUUGAAUGGACAGAAGUCGAAGAUAAUAAUGGACAUGACAACAACUGAAGAAUUUUACGAGAAGCUCGUGGACAUGUGUCAUUUCAUAAGUAGUGAUGAAAUCAAAAACCUGGAUUCAAGACCGAAAGGUUCCGGGGGUCAAGGAGGGGAGGGUGGCGACCCGCGAAGUACCCUAAAAAGUGAUUCAAUCUUCCACUCUGAGAGGCGGUACUACUUUGACCUACAGCAAAAUUUCAGGGGUGUUUUUUUGAAGAUGUGCGGGAUGCCUUGGAAUCCCUCCUGA
Helobdella robusta is the source of this 1392-nucleotide messenger RNA. RefSeq lists its product as hypothetical. Gene Ontology annotation, molecular function: purine-rich negative regulatory element binding; RNA polymerase II transcription regulatory region sequence-specific DNA binding; monoacylglycerol lipase activity. NCBI's taxonomy places the organism in Eukaryota, Metazoa, Annelida, Clitellata, Rhynchobdellida, Glossiphoniidae. Gene Ontology annotation, biological process: medium-chain fatty acid biosynthetic process; medium-chain fatty acid catabolic process. Bases 1 to 1392 code for a protein of 463 amino acids. The record is from RefSeq and is a predicted model, not a curated record. The transcript has 14 exons.